Messenger RNA from Oncorhynchus keta (chum salmon), 1394 nucleotides. Its product is annotated as fish-egg lectin-like. Lineage: Eukaryota; Metazoa; Chordata; Actinopteri; Salmoniformes; Salmonidae. The coding region runs from base 199 to 966 and encodes 255 amino acids. The transcript is spliced from 5 exons. The record is from RefSeq and is a predicted model, not a curated record.
AAGACAAACAUACAUACUUCGACCAGGGCGUGACACCUUCUCUCUGACGGACACCCUCAAGUCUUUGUUAAACAGGUGGAACAGGAAGCCAUCAUUGGUGAAAGGUAUGUGCAGGGCUAUAAAAGCUCAAAGUCUUGCAAGGGGACAAUUGAAGUCUGGUGUACAACCAAACGUAUACCGUAGAUCUACAGAGACAUCAUGAGAGUCACUGCAGCCGUCCUAUUGGUCCUCUGUCUCCUGACCAUCAGUCAUGCCUGGGACUGUCAGGAGGUAGAAAACAUCAAGAAUCUGAUGCAGAUCGAUGCAGGACUGGGACAAGUGGUUGCUACGGACACAAGUCAAAUCCCCUACUACCUGGUAGGUGAUAAAUGGAUCCGCCUGCCUGGUUCCCUGAAGCAUAUCACUGUAGGACCUGCAGGGAUCUGGGGUGUCAACAAGGACUAUGCAAUCUACAAGUAUGUGGCCGGUAACUGGGUGCAAGCUGCAGGCCUUCUGAAACAGUUGGAUGCUGGAGGUGAACAGUUUAUUGCGGGGGCCAACAUGGACGAUACUCCAUUCUGUCUGACACGUAGUGCCACAGUUGGCUACAAGGGUUCAGGCUCACCUCUUCCAUGGACAGGAUUGCCAGGAGCUGUGAAGUACUACAGCUGUGGACCCUUUGGGUGCUGGGCAGUCAACAAGAAUGAUGAUAUCUUCUUAAUGAGUCUGAAUCAAGACUGUCAAAACAACGGGUGGAGUCACAUUGACGGCAAGCUUUCCAUGAUUGAGGUGGCAACUGAUGGUAGUGUCUUUGGGGUCAACUCUGCGGGUAUUGUUUAUACCAGAGACGGCAUCACAGCCAGUAAACCAGAGGGCACCGGAUGGAGCAAUAUCCCAAUGUCAAUGCACAUGGGCCACGUGACCUAUGACCUGGGCCAUCUUUGGGUCGUCUCCAAGUCUGGAGUCACCAUGGUGUGCACACAUUAGCCUCUCCUCUGUAGCUGAAGGCCGUUCGGGAUCUGACAAGCUCACUUGCUAACUCAUUGAUCUCUCUUUCUGGAAGAGCCUUCUUUAUAUAGUUAGCUUUAUAAAUUUCAAUAUUAGUUAAUAAAAAUCCUUAAUUUUAAAACUUAUUGCUCUACCGAUUAUUUUCAGUUCUUCAAUGAUCUUAUUGACAUUUAAAAAAAAUAGAUUUGAUAUUUUCUUGAUCACUCUUUGAUUAACACUUCAAUAGAUCUUUGCCAUGGCUGCUAUUUAAUUGUAGUGUAAAACUUGGGCACGGUCAUGUUGCUCACAAUCUACAUGGGUUUUGUUGUGUUUCAGAGGUCAUCAAUAGGGUUGGAUGGAAUCCUCGUCAUUGUUUAUCUCAUUAUAUAAUAAUUUCCUGCAACAAUAAAGCAUUCAUUUUGAAACUA